Molecule: messenger RNA, 2684 nt
Organism: Rosa chinensis
Lineage: Eukaryota; Viridiplantae; Streptophyta; Magnoliopsida; Rosales; Rosaceae
Exons: 11
Coding region: 648-2450 (600 amino acids)
Source: RefSeq, a predicted model, not a curated record
UUUUCAUCCCCCCCCCAAACUUUUAAUUUCCAUAAUUGUUUUCUGAAGUUGCUUCCUUUUUCAUUUUCAUUCUUUAAUUGUUGAUUUUGCUUGGUCUUAAUGAUUUCCUCCGACCGGCCUCAAUUAAUGUUUACACAGUUGACAGUUAGCUGGCAGUUUCCAGUUUCGUCCCACCCGCCAUUACUGUACACCAGCCUUGUUCUCAAUCCAGUACAACUAGAACAAUCCCACACCUUGCUGUUACUGUUCACCUUUUAAAAUCUUGUUAAAAGGAAAUCAAUUUUAUUGGUUGGCUUUCGUUAUUAUAUAUGCUUUUUAAGUCAUCUGGAAAGGUCUUGGAAUCCGUUAUGCCCAAGGAAAAGGGGUCUGUCUUGGGGGUGUCACGUCAGGUGGGCUUGUCUCUAGUUUCAGUGGACAGAAUCAUUUCUUUUUGUUGAGAUCUGCAACCUGGGUGGUGGAGAUUUCAGUCUUCAAGUUCUGGGUUUUGUUCAGAAUUUUGGAAAGAUGGGAACUUGAACUGGGCGGUGGACUUGUGGGCUGAAGAGAGGUUUUAUGGGAUGAUACUGUAAUCUAUUGGUAAUACCUGGAUUAGAUAGCCAUCACAACUUUCUGAGAGGGCUCUUCGUAGUUUGGCUGGAAAUGCAAAGAUGGAGAAAAAGAGAAAAAUCACUCAAUACAGAGAGAGGCUGGACAAGACACUGACAUCUCCUAAUCUAACAAAUAAGGAGGCUCUAAAAGUCCUUGUCAAGGAUCAGCUUUUGCGUUCUUCAGAAAAUGAAAUUGAAGGUUGUAAUGCAAAUGUGAUAGAAGAAAGGACGGCUGAGGUGUCAAAUUUGCUUGACAUGUUGAGGAGUGUUUCAGUUGGUGAUGACGAGCAGUUGAAAACUUGUGAUACCCCAUCACGUCCUGAAUGGAAAUUAAAACAGGACAAUGAGGAGUUCCGGGUUAUGUAUCGUGAGGGCAUCCAAGGUUCUCCAUUUCAUACAUUACUUGUUGAAGGUUACAUAGACGGGCCUGUAGAUGUCUGUUUGUGCAUCUCAUGUGAGGCAGACCUUUACAAGAAAUGGUGGCCUCAGUCUACCAUUCCAACUUUUAAAAUUCUCUAUGGGAAGUGUUUACAGAAGGUCGGGAUUGGCGAACAGAUAUCUGUAGUGAGGAUGAAGAUUCCGUGGCCACUUUCACCUAGGGAAGCUGUUGUGCACUAUUUUGUGUUUGAGUACUAUGAAGAUGACCUGGUUGUUGUUCUCUUGAACACGAUCUCUGAUUUUGGAGGCAUUGAUGGUGGCCUUAAAAAUGAGGCAACUGAUGGAGUAAAGGAUGCAGUUAGGAUAGAUGUAGUUGGUGGCUUUGCUUUGCAGAAGGUUACCGAUGAUAGAAGUUACUUUCGGACAAUAGCAAAUAUGGAUAUAAAGAUGGAUUUUGUCCCACCAUCCCUUAUAAAUUUUGUCUCAAGACAGCUCAUUGGCAACGGUUUCAGACUGUAUCAAAAGGUAGUGUCUUCUAAGCUUAAUCGUGAUGAAGAUUACAGCAAGGCUUUGAGAGGCCCACUAUACUCUCGCAUACGUGAAGCUCUUUAUUCACUUCAUGAAUCAAGCCGGCUUCUGGAGGGCAAAAAGUUAAACGGUGAUGCAUCCAAUCUCUCUGAAGAAAAUCUAGUUAAACAUAAAAUGAAUGAUUUGAAGUUGGUGGACAUGAAUGAGAAAGUUCAUAAUGAACACCUUGCAAGUGAAGCUACCCCAGAUGAUGCACAUGUUACUGGAGGAAACACUCUUUGUGAGAUUGAGGAGGUAGAGAGUGAAGAAAGCAAGACUGAGGAGAUUAAAAGCGAAAAAAGCAAGAUUGAGGAGUUAGAGGGCAAAGAAAGCAGGAAGCUUGAGGAUCAAACAUUCAAAAGAAUUCCCGAAAGGGGACAUGUAAUUGGAAAGAGAAACAUGUUCAUCAGUUCUGAGGUGGAAGAAGCUCUAGGAACAAUAGAAAAAGUCAUUUUGAGGGUUAGGCAAUAUAGGUUCAGCGCUGAAAUGCCGUCCUCUGGUUUCACCAAUGAAGUCUCACGAAAGGAAAAUGAUGGAGGUAACCCAGACUCCUUAGAAGAUGAAGUCCGCUCAAGUGAAGAUUUUUCUGCAGUACCUAAAAAUGAGGGCACUGAAGGGGCGUUGACUGCACCUCCAAGGAAUAGCAAUGCCAUUCAAAACAUAAGUUAUGCAGGCUCAAAUUAUUUGUCAAAGGAAGUUAACCAUAACAGAAUAGUACCUACUUCCCCAUUGUGUUCCUCCCAAGAUGGGAUUGUUGAGAGACCUGUUGUGGAUAACAUCGUGCAUAGUACUAACCAAAUUAGCUGCAAGACAAAUGACACUCAUCAAAGUAGUCACAGUAGGAGGAAGAAGUCACGGUGGCAAAGAAGGCGUGGGUUCUGUUGCUUCAGCAUCAGUUCAGGACAAAUAGAUUCGUAAGAGGCAAAUGAAGUUAAAGGUUGCAAGACUUGAGUUUUUUAGUCUCGCUCUACAUUUCUACAUUCUAAGCCCAAUUGAUUGUGUAAGGGAAAAAGAUGUAUCGGUAUAUUAUAGUAGCCAAUUGCAUGGUAAGUAAUAAUGGAAAAUUGAUUAUCCAGGUGCAGAGACUGUUUUCUCAUGGGACUUGUUUCUUGGUCACUCGUGGUUUAUAUAGUUGAUGGUUGUGAUUUGAUA